UCCGUAGAACGAUGGGGAUCUACAGUAUCUAUGGUUAUUACUACCACGCCUCAGAUAAACUCAAACACAGUGCUGCCUUCCCUCUCAACCCCGAGUCCUGAUGUACCAAGUUUACCAGAGUGUGCACCUCAGCAAGUAUGUAACGCUAUGUUCUUACGGCGGAAUCAAACUCAAACAUUAUGUAACUGCCCAUCGUCCUUUCCUAGUCCAUGUUCCGCAUCACACGACCAUAGAGAUGGCCACACAGUUCCGCUGGUAACAGAUAAACAAGGACAGGUUCUUACUAUGCUGAAAGUCUGUGAUGCAACGUUAACAAUAAGAAUCUGCAACGCGCCACGGGACUGGAUGCUACUAGCUCUUCAGAGCAUGCGCACAGGAAAAGCUCAUUACCUAUUGAUUUGUCAAUGUCCUACAUUAGGGGGACUCCUGGGGCCCAUUAGUCACGAGAAGCCGCCUUACGCCAACAUCCCUGGUCUUCGAGUUUAUGGCAUGAUUUGUUCACAAGAAGGAAGAGGGGCACGGAAAUCAAACAACAGAUAUCCAGAAGUUCCUUGGAACCGAAUCCUAGACUUCGUGAACAAUUGGAGUAUCAAGAUAUGAAUAUGUUCAUUUACCUUUUAUAUAACUGAACUUUGGCGCCAUCUAUUAGUAAAGUUACAAAUAAUCAUGCUUUUAUUCUUAAUUUUACUAAAUAUAUUUAAAACAGUCUUGGAUAACACUAGU
Molecule: messenger RNA, 723 nt
Organism: Limulus polyphemus (Atlantic horseshoe crab)
Lineage: Eukaryota; Metazoa; Arthropoda; Merostomata; Xiphosura; Limulidae
Exons: 4
Coding region: 31-600 (189 amino acids)
Source: RefSeq, a predicted model, not a curated record